Leguminivora glycinivorella is the source of this 1368-nucleotide messenger RNA. RefSeq lists its product as uncharacterized. The record is from RefSeq and is a predicted model, not a curated record. The transcript has 5 exons. NCBI's taxonomy places the organism in Eukaryota, Metazoa, Arthropoda, Insecta, Lepidoptera, Tortricidae. The coding region runs from base 163 to 942 and encodes 259 amino acids.
CAUCCACCUUUGUAACACAGCGGCUGACUAAUACACAUUUAUAUAUAAAAAGCUGUUUGCCUUAAUAAUUAAAUAAAUAACACCUAGUUUAAUAACCGUCAGGAUAUUCCAGAUAAUUUGACUUUAUUCAAGGUCAAAUUACUUUACCCACUAGUGGAUAAAAUGCGUUUUUACCCGCUGAUAUUAAAGGACAAAACACGUGUUUCCGAGCUAGAGAGGGGAAAAAUCUCUUGUCGAGUGUGGUCCACGUUCCAAGCACCGAGAGAAGAUGGUUCACUGGUGAAGUUGCGGAUUCAAGAUCUGCCGGAAAAUCGGCGCGACGAUGCAGUCAAUUUGUUUUUGAAAUAUUACAUUCACGACGAAACACUUUUGAAGAUGGCAGGCAUUUCACGGAACCCAGAAGCGGUACAGGAGUACCAAUUACUAAUAAGUCAAUUGAUCAAAAAUCCCUCUUCACUAACUAUGAUAUGUUGCGUUGACGAGGAAGAGGGUCCACAAAUAGUAGGCGUUUCUUUGAUGUCCCUAAUUGCAGUGGAACGACAGGACUUAUUUAGAACUUCGCAGCCAAAAACUGAUGAGAUGCGGCUAUAUUUAAAAUUGGAAGAAAUAUUUGACCUGCGCAACAAAAUGAAGGAGCUGCAAAUAGCCUCGUUUUACGACGACAUUGGUUUGAUUGUUCACUCGCGAUUCAGGAAACUAGGCAUAGCGUCGGAAUUAGUCAAGGCGAGAUACAUGGCAUGUGUGGCUCACAACGUCGCUGCAAUUGGUGCUUCGCUGACAUCUCUAGGCACUGAGAAGAUGGCUCAGAAGAAUCACUGGCAUACAGUCAAGCAAGUGAGGCUAGAUGAACUAGGACAACACUGUGGCGCUACUUGUUUCGAUGCUGCAGUCAAUACAAUCAGGCUUGUUAUCUGGAAGAACCCGGAAUUCAGAACACAUUAAAAAUUUAAAUAUUUUUUUUGGAAAAAGGUACUUAAAAAAAUAUUAAUAUAAACUUGUUAGGUACAAUCUAACAACUUAAUUUAUUUAACUUAAGCUAGAUAUAUAAUAUUACUUAGAUAAAUUUACAAGGUUUCUUUUGUAACUGGAGCAUUAAUUUUAUUUAACCAUAGGCUAGUUGGUCUGAUUGAAAUUUGAAGAGCAUUAAUACUCUUUAAACAGAACAACUUAAUUUAGCUACUUUUAAAAACUUAUCAUAUUUUUAGGUAUUGAAAAAUCAUCACAAAAAUACACUAUAAUUAAUCAUGCAAUAAACGAUAAUUUCUACAAUUACUUGAGAAUUUCCGUUAUAAUCUACCAAUUAAGAACCCGUAAUAAUUAGCGCUUGCAUAAUCACACCUGGAUAAUCAUAAUUUAACAAAAAUUCUA